Pygocentrus nattereri (red-bellied piranha) is the source of this 5398-nucleotide messenger RNA. It is a transcript of the gene dok4, whose product is annotated as docking protein 4. The record is from RefSeq and is a predicted model, not a curated record. Gene Ontology annotation, cellular component: cytoplasm. The coding region runs from base 520 to 1542 and encodes 340 amino acids. NCBI's taxonomy places the organism in Eukaryota, Metazoa, Chordata, Actinopteri, Characiformes, Serrasalmidae. Gene Ontology annotation, biological process: cell surface receptor protein tyrosine kinase signaling pathway; positive regulation of MAPK cascade. The transcript has 8 exons.
AGACAUUACGGUAAGGGCUGAACUGAUGUGUCUGGUUUAUGGGAAGCUGCUCAGAGUGGAGACGGUCGAGCUGCGGCGCAACAUCACGAGCUUCCUCCGCCUCAGUGUCGCCUGGAUUAACGAGCUGUUUAAAGCGAGUUUCUGUCUCUGGCGCUUCUCUUUUACUCUGCAUCGUUACGGUCGCCAACAGAGACUAUUUCGCAUCGGACAGAGACGCGUUUUCUCCUCGGGGCUGUUUGGCUUUUCAUCGCAGCGACGAUCUCCGCAGCUUCACCUACAGCAGCAACGAGAGAUCAUGCUGGAGCGAUGAGAGACCCAGGACCCCAGAUGCGCUGAGGGCUUUGUUUCUUCACCGGGUGAGAUCAAAUAUCUGGGAGAGCAAGAACCAAGUGAAGACUGAAGCAGGAGAAGAAGUGAGAGAGAGUGAAAGGAGGUGUUUGGUUGGAACGGCAGACGGAGGGAACAGAAGGGCUGGAUGCCAGCGUCCAUCGGCUGCAGCAGCUCCCAGGUGCCUCAGAGAUGGCCUCCAACUUCAAUGACAUUGUCAAGCAAGGCUACGUCCGCAUGCGGAGCAGGAAGCUGGGGAUCUAUCGGCGCUGCUGGCUGGUGUUUAAGAAAUCCUCCAGUAAAGGGCCUCGACGUCUGGAGAAGUACCCUGAUGAGAAGUCGGCUUACAUUAGGGCCUGUCCUAAGGUGACAGAGAUCAGUAAUGUGAAAAAUGUGACGAGGCUGCCACGCGACACCAAGCGCCAAGCUGUGACCAUCGUCUUCACCGAUGACACCUCUCGGACUUUCACCUGUGAAUCAGAGCUGGAGGCGGAAGAGUGGUUUAAAACCCUCUCAGUUGAGUGCCUGGGCACCCGACUGAAUGACAUCAGUCUAGGGGAACCUGACCUUCUGGCUGCCGGAGUUCAGUGUGAGCACAAAGAGCGAUUUAAUGUGUUUCUGCUGCCCUGUCCCAAUCUGGACAUCUAUGGAGAGUGCAUGAUGCAGAUCACUCAUGAAAACAUCUACCUGUGGGACAUUCACAACCCUCGCACCAAGUUAGUCACUUGGCCCCUCUGCUCGCUCCGCCGCUAUGGUCGUGACGCCACUCGUUUCACCUUUGAGGCAGGCAGGAUGUGUGAUAGUGGUGAGGGCCUGUAUACUUUCCAGACACGGGAAGGGGAGCAGAUCUACCAAAGGGUCCACUCUUCUACGUUGGCCAUUGCUGAGCAGCACAAGAAAGUCCUCAUGGAGAUGGAGAAGAACAGUAGGGUGAGAUGUACACUGCGUCUCAGUCAGGAGCGGAGUCUGACCUCUUUUCUGCACACCUUCCCCCAGGACACAACUCCACUCUUCCAGUGGGUCACAACCGCCAACAUGCAACACAUUACCCCACUUAUCCCAGCCAGUGAGGGGCUUAACAGAGAAAACCUUCAGGUUUCAUGCCUGAAAAUUCCUCCAAACUGUGCUCUGUCCCAAGUCUUCUCAUUUGCCUCUUCUCACCAGGGGCAGAUUUGUGACACCAUGCUAUACCCAGCCUUCCCUAAGAGUAGCUGAGGGCCCUUCCUGAGAGGAAAUCCACUGUUAAGCGUGGAAUGGAUUGGGGCUUUUUGCAAAUGUGACAAUAACACAAGGUUUUUGUCAUAACAUUGGUAUUGACACAGUUGCCCACAGAGGUCAUGGUUUUUGGCAGGGGGCAAGACUUUAGGUUUCUAAUGCCUCUAUCUCUGUGUCUGUAACCCAUGCACGGUCUCUGUCUCUGUCUGUGUGUUGGUGCAUGUCUCCUGUGACUGUGAGGGAGUUUCGAGAUUAGUAGCAGGCCUGCCUUUGGUUUAGAUUACUUGGAAUACAUCCAAGAAUGAAUAUAAGAACAUAGUACUAGAGUAGAUAGGCUUCCACUUCACCUUCCUGCCAGCUUUUACCUACUUCAGCACUGAAACUCUUGUUCUCAGCAUGAGAGCAUUAAAAUUCUGUCAUGCUUUAAACACAGAAGCUCAGUUGUGUCUGUGACACUUCCCUCAGUCUGGGGCCAAGGGAGGAACUUGAGAGAAGCCUAGGUUACUUCUGUGAAGAACACAGACUUUCCAUCCUUCAUUCACUUUUCUUUUCCUUUCUUUUGUCUCUCAUUCUCCAUCAUAUGCCUUUUCAAGAAUGGUGACUGAGGAGUUUUGUUCGCAGCAUGGAAAGAAAAGUGGAGGAAAGUGACAAUGAGAUCUGUGGUGGAUUAAUACAUCAUUUACAGGCUGCAAGAGUCUGUGACUCUUCCUGCUCACUAAUGCAUGAAGCUGCUGACCUUGUGAAGGAGACCAGAACUCCAGUCUGUCUAAAUGAUCUUCUGAGGGUCAGAGCUAAGCAUGACCUACAGAUCCACAGAUAAAGAAGAAACUUAUGGAUAUGAGUGUACCCAGUACAGAUGGUUGUGUGACAUCUCUCGUUGGAUUUUUGUAAACAAUGUGUGUAUUUACAUUAACCAACAAAGCACAAAUGAAUGGCAUUUUACUGCAGUUAACUUUCCACUGGUAGCCAAAAAAUCCUGCAGCUAAAAAACUGCAGAUGUGACUCAACAUUAUUCCUCUGAAGCAGUAAUUUAGCAUAGUAGCAGGUGUUUCUUGAGAUACUUUAUGUUGAAGUUUGUUUCUUUUGUUUUUGUUCUAUUAAAUACUUAAGGAAUAGGUUUGGUGAAAGGUUCUGAAAGGAACAUUUGCAUUGCAGUUUUACACAGAGAGUUCCAAGACUGUUUACUGUGUUCCACUCAGAAGUCUAUUGUUGAGUCCAAUAUUUAGUGCCCUAAAUAUCUCGGGAUUACCUCUCCUAGCCAUCCACUUCCCCAUGACCUUCACUAUCUGCCACACUGAAUGAUCCUCCCUACCGGGUGGGAUUCCUGAACUGUAGUCAGUGGAGAUUCUUGGUGACAUCAUAUGUUGUAUCCUUGAUUCUUUGUCAUCCCAGAGAAGUUGGUGCCAUUCAUUAUGUUGCGAUGCACUGAGCUUUAUUUUGAAUGCUUAUUCAAUGCUGGAAUCCAUAAACAUGCAUGCAAACACUUAGAGGCACACACACACACACACACACUGUGUAUUAUUUAUAUUAAACAAAAGAAGGGCUAAAUUUACAUGCACAUGUUUCUACAUUUUGUUCUUUGUGUAAACUGUUUCUGACACCCACUAAGCUCAUGUAUGUGAACUAUUUAUUUCACAAUCAAGUGAUUGUAUGUUACUGAGCAAAAGGCAAGCCACUAUUUGUGUGUUUGUAGACUGUAUGUAUGGAUAAAUGACAAAUGGAGGAUGGACUGCAUCACAAUACAUCUGUAGGUUCUCCACAGUUCUUUGUGGGGAUCUUUUUCAACUGACUGUUGAAAUAUGUAUGUGGGGGUUACUUUUCAUAAAGGAAAAAAACACCUUAAAAGAGUGAUGGUUUGUUCUCUUGAGAGCUUCUGCACAAAUUAAUACUCCUACAUUCUGUACCCAUAAAUGAGGGUUUGUGUGUGGUAGAGUGUGCGUGUUGUGUCCAUUAGUGCUUUAGAGUUUGUAUCUUCCACAACCCUCUUUGUUGUCUUAUAGAGAACUUGACUUGCCGUUUCUCAUUUUCAUGUGCUCUUCUUGUCGUUAUCACACUCACUUUUCCCUGUUAAACAGAACCCAAGAUAAAGACAGUAGUAGCUGAAAUUAAUUAUGAGCUUGACACUAUAUCAACGCCCCGAUGAAUGUUAAGACUGCCAAAGGGAGGCUAAGCAUAUCUUCAGAAUGAAUUCAGAUCAUACUUUAGACAAUUGGCAAAGUAAACUUUGGAUUGUCAAGACAACACAACUAAUUUGGUAUGUUAAAUAAUUGAUUGAUCACCUUUAGUGAAAAUCACCUGUAUUUCAUGCAAUGAGCAGUGAGUGAAAUAUUUUUUUCAUAUCUAGUUAUUUCAGACAUUAUUUCACCAAUAUGUCAUAACUAUAAAAUACUGACAGCAUUGCAGCUGCAGCAAUUUUUAGUGUCCUCCUGUUAUUUAAUAUAAUUUCACAAUCUUUAUAAUUGAUUUGUUCUCACUGACAAUUCACAAGGAGUCAUCUUUUAAAUAAGCUAAUGUAUUAUGUUAUUUAUAUACCUAGUACUGCUAAUAAUUUAUACAAAAAUAAGUACUGUGGAAAAAAACAGACCACCCUUCAUUUAUUUAAUUUCCAGUCAAAACAGCCAAUAUAUACAAGUUACUCGUUUUUAGCGUCAGGAAAACAUUUAACAGAAAAUUACAGGGAAUCCUAAAAAACUGAAAAGUAUUUAGUGUGUUCACACUUAGUCUUUACUGCAACUUCCAUUCAUUUCAGGGACAUAAGUAGCAUUUUUUGCUUCUCUCAAAGUGAUCACAAAACCCAUUCAGUGACAUUGAGGUCUGGGGAGGCCACUCCACUGUUCUGAGAACACCAGCAGCUUCUUUGUUUGAUUUGCAAAUGAUGUUCUUUUAUUUCUCAGAAAUGGCUUCAUAAAAGCCACCCAUCCUUCAGAACCAUAGUGCUUAACUGUCUUCUCACAGUGUUGCACAGCUUUUCUUUAGAUUGGCACAAGGUUGUUAUGAGUCCCAUUUUCUUGAGAUCUUUAACAAGUUAUUGAAUUUUGAUUUUGGAAACUCCUGUUUUAACUUAUUUUCAUUUGACUUUCUCAUUCUUAUGCAAGUGGUUUAUCUUACAUAAUGUCCUCAGAAAUACCUCCAUAAAAAUUAAUUACAUUAAUUACAUUACUUUAUGGCUGUUUUUGACUGGGACUUAAAUAAAUGAAUAAUGUGCAAAUUGAGUGUUGCAGUGUCCUACAUGUAAAACAAAUACAUUGAUAUCCAAACUAACCGAUCUUAGUGAAACACUCAAUUGGCACAUCACAUAUACUUGACACAGCAUAAUGUGGGUUUCAAUUAAAUAUGUCUGAUGAAAAACUAUAACACGGGUGGGCACCUGGAGUCCAGCACAGUUUGGCAGUUUUCCUGGUCAUACACACCUACUAACCUAUUAAUUAGGUGGAAACAAGUAUAUUCGAUCGUCCACCCCUGAUCUGGAAGAUCAUGUCUUUGCUGCAGAGCACUUAAGCAUUAAAACUUCAUCAUUCCUGUUUUUUUUAUGCAUUUUCUCCAUUGUCCUCUGAAGUCUGGCUGCUUUUAAAUGCUACAAUAUUUGAUUGUGUGUUCAGUUUCCACAUGAAGGGCCAGUAAUAAAGUCAGAGGCACACAGAUGUACCAAAAUGUUGUUUUUUUUAUUAUUCAGAAGCCUAACUAAAGAUUUCUGUUUUCUCAGAAUAUUGGAGAGACAAAGCUUAGACAAAUAAGAUCGAAGCAUGUCGCUAUGGAUAGAAACCUCUCGCAUGAGUGCAUUUCACAAAAUACCAUACGUGUCAUGUAAUGUUUGCGGUACAUUUUUUUUUUACAAUAAAAUAUGUUUUUUACACUA